UUGCAUUUGUAAAGAAGCCUUUGCUGAGAUCAGGAAAUUGUUUUGUCCUCGAAUCCAAAUUGCAAGCACAGCAAGAAGCAGUUGAAAAUGGCUUCAAUGUGCCGAUCCGCCGCUUUGGCCGCCGUGAGAGCCUCUUCUCUCCGUUCUCAAAUCCUGCUGCCCAAAGCGUCUCCUUCCAGAUUAGCUUCUCCUCUGUUCGGCAGGUCGCUUGCUUCUGCGCUGGGAACCGUGGAUUCUCUGUGGCCUCUACACAACGCUGUCGCCUCCGCUCGUCUCAUAUCGAACAUAGCCGUUGAUUCCUCCUGCUGGAGCUGGCCCUCUCAAGGAACGACACGUAGGAAAGUCGCAGGUUGUUGUCCAAGGUGUCCAGCAGCACCAGGAGCAGGCCGAAUCCUGGCGGAUCCUUAUUGGGUGCUGUCCAGAGCCUUCCAUGAGUCCAGGUAGCUGUACCAACUGCUGUGAUUGCUGUCCAGAGGGCUCCGCACCAUUCCCUUGUUGUCCCAUCAAUUGGAGAGACUUCCGAAGGCUGUUCAAGGCAGCUAGGAAUUUCAGACUGCUGUCCAGUGUUUGCAACAUGCUGUCCAACACUUUGGGAAGCCAUACCACAUUGGAGCUGUCCAAGCUACUUCCCACUGGGUAGUUUGAUGUCCAGGGAAAUCUGCACAUGUUUUCUUGCUGUCCAGCCCGCUAGAAGGUCUUCAAACACUAUCCGGAUAUUCCAGAUCGCUGAUCACACCUUCAGGAAGGUUCUUGAAUGCCUCCUACUUCCUCCCAAGUCUUCCUACAACCGCGGGAACUACGUAUUUUCUGAUUAUUUAUGUAAACUCCCCUCCAAUUCUCUUAUCUCCUUAGUUUAGUCAUCAAUUAUAGUUUUAAUGUGAUUUAUGACGAUCA
Messenger RNA from Dendrobium catenatum, 894 nucleotides. RefSeq lists its product as uncharacterized. The record is from RefSeq and is a predicted model, not a curated record. The coding region runs from base 88 to 444 and encodes 118 amino acids. The transcript has 3 exons. NCBI's taxonomy places the organism in Eukaryota, Viridiplantae, Streptophyta, Magnoliopsida, Asparagales, Orchidaceae.